Messenger RNA from Apodemus sylvaticus (European woodmouse), 1513 nucleotides. RefSeq lists its product as uncharacterized. The transcript is spliced from 7 exons. Gene Ontology annotation, biological process: positive regulation of translational elongation; positive regulation of translational termination. Bases 229 to 963 code for a protein of 244 amino acids. The record is from RefSeq and is a predicted model, not a curated record. NCBI's taxonomy places the organism in Eukaryota, Metazoa, Chordata, Mammalia, Rodentia, Muridae. Gene Ontology annotation, molecular function: translation elongation factor activity; RNA binding; ribosome binding.
CAUUUUGUGCCCUCCCCACCUCCAAAUUGCCUCAGUUACAAAUCGGAAGGCAGGCUUGAUGACCAGGACUGGCAAGCACAUUUUAAAGUCCCAUGCUGUGGAGUUGAUCCAUCUCAACUUGAGUCAGAAGAGGCAGAAGUGGAUGUGAGAGAAAGAGACACACAGAGAGACAGAGAGCCAAAGAGGGCAAGAGACUUGACUUUAAGAGACUCCUGUACUGACAACUCCAUGCAGUUCGGAACCAGAACGACUGCGGCUGGACCAGGAUUCAUGGGGACAUGGCAAAACGCUGAUACUAACCUCUUAUUCAGAAUGUCCCAACAAGCACAUUUUGUGCCCUCCCCACCUCCAAAUUGCCUCAGUUACAAAUCAGAAGGCAGGCUUGGUGACCAGGACUGGCAAGCACAUUUUAAAGUCCCAUGCUGUGGAGUUGAUCCAUCUCAACUUGAGUCAGAAGAGGCAGAAGUGGAUGUGAGAGAAAGAGACACACAGAGAGACAGAGAGCCAAAGAGGGCAAGAGACUUGACUUUAAGAGACUCCUGUACUGACAACUCCAUGCAGUUCGGAACCAGAACGACUGCGGCUGGACCAGGGUUCAUGGGGACAUGGCAAAACGCUGAUACUAACCUCUUAUUCAGAAUGUCCCAACAGUUCCCUCAGAAUAUCCACACAUCUCCCCAGCCCACCAAUGCAGAGGAAAUUGAUUUCACGACUGGAGAUGCAGGGGCUUACAGCACUUCUCCUAUGCAGUGCUCAGCCCUGCAUAAAAAUAGCUUCCUGGUGCUUAAAGGGGAACCAAGCAAAGUCAUAGAGAUGUCAACUUCCAAGACUGGGAAGCAUGGUCAUGCCAAGGUACGCCUUGUUGGAAUUGACAUUUUCACUGGCAGAAAACAUGAAGAUAUCUGUCCCUCUACUCACAACAUGGAUGUUCCAAAUAUUAAGAGAAAUGAUUAUCAAGAGUAAGAACAAGUUUAAGAUAAAAUGUAUCAUCCCACUGGAUAACCUGUGGGCUGUGGAUAAUGUGGACCUAGUCAGAAAACAAGCAAACCUGUCCAGCAAGAACCUUUUCCUGCCCACUGGAAAUUUUUUGGCCACCUUUCUGUAAGAGCAACACUCUGGACCAGUAUUCACAGGAAGAUAGCUGUAGAAAUUGUUGGGCAACUUAAUGCUUCCUAAUUCACAGAUCAAGCCAAUUAACCAGGAUGUUUACAAAAUCCAGUUUAGUUUGAUUUUAUACAAGGUGACAAAUCCAACUUUACCCUUCUAUGAUGACCCCAUUUUGUCUAUAAUUUCCACAACAUACAUUUCACAUCUAAGGAUAUACCUUAGUUUUUGAUCUGUGAUGUUCAUCAGGAUUCAAAAAGAUUCAAAAAGACAAAUGGAGGAACAUUGUCUUCUAAGAAGGAUGUGGACAAAACAGAACAAAGCAAAACAUAUCCUCCACUUUCUUUGCUCCAUAAUGUCUGGUAUUAUUUAGGCUUUGAAAAUAAACAAAUUGAUUUUUCUCCAAUAA